This is a messenger RNA of Sphaeramia orbicularis (orbiculate cardinalfish), 1260 nucleotides long. It is a transcript of the gene zpld1b, whose product is annotated as zona pellucida-like domain containing 1b. NCBI's taxonomy places the organism in Eukaryota, Metazoa, Chordata, Actinopteri, Kurtiformes, Apogonidae. The record is from RefSeq and is a predicted model, not a curated record. The transcript has 10 exons. The coding region runs from base 19 to 1260 and encodes 413 amino acids.
CCUCUCUCAGGUGCCGAAAUGACACGAGCAUGUUUUAUCUUCCUGCUGAUGAGUAACGCCGCUUCAGUGUCCACACAGUUUAAUGGAUUCAACUGUGAUGCCAACUUCCACAGCAGGUUUCCCGGGGAGCGGGAUAUCAAUGUGUACUGCGGGGUUCAGACCAUCACGUUGAAGAUCAACUUCUGUCCUGUGCUGUACUCCGGCUACACAGACGCAGACUUGGCGUUGAACGGUCGUCACAGUGAUGCACAGUGUCGUGGCUUCAUCAACAACAACACGUUCCCCACUGCGCUCCUGUUCAGCAUCAGCCUCAGCACUCUGGAGGCCUGUGGUAACAGCCUGGUGGUCUCCACUGCCUAUGGGGCCAAUGCUUAUGGAAACAUGUCUGUGGUGCAAAUUGGGAAUGUCUCAGGCUACAUCGACACCCCUGACCCACCAACAAUAAUCAGCUACUUACCUGGUUUGCUGUAUAAAUUCAGCUGCAGCUACCCAUUGGAGUAUCUUGUCAAUAACUCACAGCUUGCAUCCUCCUCUGCUGCAGUGUCUAUCAAGGACAGCAACGGUACAUUUGUGAGCACACUGAGUAUGAUCUUGUACAAUGAUUCAACAUACAGCCAACCUCUUUCUAUCCCAAUGGCCGGUCUCGCUUUGAAAACCAGGGUAUUUGCAGCUGUGAAAGCCACAAACUUAGAUAAACGGUGGAAUAUCUUGAUGGACUACUGUUACACAACCCCCUCAGGGAAUCCUAAUGAUGAACUCCGCUAUGACCUUUUCUUUGGCUGCUACAAAGACCCACAGACAACGGUUUUCGAGAAUGGGAAGAGUCAGCUGGGACGUUUUUCCUUUGAGGUUUUCCGUUUUGUCAAACACAGACACCAGAAGAUGUCCACUGUGUUUCUGCACUGCGUCACCAAGCUGUGCAGAGCGGAUGACUGCAUCAUGCUCAUGCCAAUCUGUGGGAGACGACGCAGGAGGGAUGGAGAGGAGAGCCUAGAUUUUCCACCAGCAACUUCUGGGAAUGCUAUCAUCACAGCAGGACCAAUCAUCACCAGAAGUGAUGAAACUCCUGUCAACAACUCCCAACUUGCGUCUGCUGAUGCCCUCCAGGCGGUGAACCCGGUGACCAGUGCUUUAAUCUCAGGCGUGGUCAUCCUGGGUGGGGUCAGCGUGGGUUUUUUCCUACUAUCGCUCCACCUUCUGCAGAAGUCCCGCCUCCCCGCUGUUGUAUCCUCAGGUGUUUGGAACCCCAGCUUUAAAUAA